UACAAUAAUCUAAUUUCCCGACUUCAUCAAUCUGACAGUCUUCCAUCUUCUUCCUAAACCCUUGAUCACAAAGUCACAGUUUGCAUUUGAAUCACAAUCCGAAAACAUAAUUCUCUCAAUUAAUCCAACCCAUUCAAAUUGAAGGUUUACUCUUCUGAAUCUAACACUUUACUUUCAAAAUCAAUAAAAAGAUUGAUGGCGAAACACGAAGAUCAACCAGUCCCAAUCUACUCUUCUCUAGAACCUGUGUAUGGUGAUGGCUCCCUUCUCGAAGAAGCCAAGCUUCGUUUCGAGAAAAUCAAAUCAAAAUUUCAACAAUUUUUCUCUCAUCCUCCUGAUAUUUUCGCGCGAUCUCCAGGAAGAGUUAAUUUGAUUGGAGAGCAUAUCGAUUAUGAGGGAUAUUCGGUGUUACCGAUGGCGAUUCGACAGGAUACAAUCAUUGCUAUUCGGAGGAGAGGCGCGGAUGAAGAGAAAUUGCUCCGAAUCGCAAAUCUUAACGACGAUAAGUAUACUAUGUGUACUUUUCCUGCUGAUCCCAACCAGGAAAUUGACUUGAAGAAUCUCAAAUGGGGUCAUUAUUUCAUUUGUGGAUAUAAAGGCUACUAUGAAUAUGCCAAAUCAAAAGGUGUAAAUGUUGGUGAACCUGUAGGCCUGGAUAUCCUGGUAGAUGGAACAGUUCCAACUGGUUCUGGAUUAUCAAGUUCGGCGGCAUUUGUUUGCUCUUCUACAAUUGCUAUAAUGGCUGCUUUUGGAGUGAACUUCCCCAAGAAAGAAAUUGCACAACUCACUUGUGAAUGUGAGCGGCACAUAGGGACACAGUCUGGUGGAAUGGAUCAGGCAAUCUCUGUCAUGGCCCAGACUGGAUUCGCAGAGUUGAUAGAUUUCAAUCCUAUUCGUGCAACUGACGUGAAACUCCCAGAAGGGGGAUCAUUUGUAAUAGCCCAUUCGUUGGCAGAGUCUCAGAAAGCUGUAACUGCUGCCACAAAUUACAACAAUCGUGUUGUUGAAUGCAGACUUGCUGCUAUUGUGUUGGGUAUCAAGCUCGGAAUGAACCCAAAAGAGGCAGCAUCAAAUAUCAAAACACUUUCUGAUGUUGAGGGCCUCUGUGUGUCUUUUGCUGGCACUCGUGGCUCCACUGAUCCUUUUCUAGCUGUCAAGGAGUAUCUAAAAGAGGAACCAUACACUGCUGAAGAUAUUGAGAAGAUCACUAAUGAAAGUCUGCAAUCAAUCUUUAGCAACUCCCCAACCUCUUUGGAUGUUUUGAAGGCAGCCCAACACUAUAAAUUGCAUCAGAGAGCUGCUCAUGUAUACUCUGAAGCCAAGCGGGUACAUGCUUUCAAGGAUACAGUGUCAUCAGAUUUGAGUGAGGAGGAUAUGCUCAAGAAGCUUGGUGACCUUAUGAACGAGAGUCAUUAUAGUUGCAGUGUUCUUUAUGAAUGCAGUUGUCCAGAGUUAGAAGAACUCGUAAAAGUUGCUCGCGACAAAGGUGCUCUUGGGUCAAGGCUAACAGGUGCUGGAUGGGGUGGCUGCACAGUUUCUUUGGUAAAGGAAAGUGAAGUGCCACAUUUUAUCCUUGAUUUGAAAGAACAUUUCUAUCAAUCGAGGAUUGACAAGGGUGUGAUCGGCAACAAUGACCUCGGUCUUUAUGUUUUUGCUUCAAAGCCAUCGAGUGGUGCUGCUAUCUUUAAGUUUUAGCCAUUUGUGUCUAGUCCAUUGUUGCCUGUUAAUAAUUGCACAGUUAGUUUCGUCUACCACUGUUGUUUUUUCUGUCUCUAAUCUUAUAUACGCAAGUGAAUACUAGUUAAAUUUAUUUAUUACAGAGCAAUUUAAAUUUUAUGAAAUUCGAAAUAUAGGUGCGAGCAAUUUUUAUGUUCAACUGUGAACCGAUUAGUGUUAUUUUCUUUGGAUAAUUGGAUACAAUCAAUAUAAAUUUCAUUGUCGGUUAAAUGAUAAAGCAAUUAAAAAUUA
This is a messenger RNA of Spinacia oleracea (spinach), 1968 nucleotides long. RefSeq names its product galactokinase. The coding region runs from base 196 to 1695 and encodes 499 amino acids. The transcript has 14 exons. Lineage: Eukaryota; Viridiplantae; Streptophyta; Magnoliopsida; Caryophyllales; Amaranthaceae. Gene Ontology annotation, cellular component: cytosol; cytoplasm. The record is from RefSeq and is a predicted model, not a curated record. Gene Ontology annotation, biological process: carbohydrate phosphorylation; galactose metabolic process. Gene Ontology annotation, molecular function: ATP binding; galactokinase activity.